Gamsiella multidivaricata is the source of this 858-nucleotide messenger RNA. RefSeq lists its product as uncharacterized. The record is from RefSeq and is a predicted model, not a curated record. The transcript has 2 exons. Lineage: Eukaryota; Fungi; Mortierellomycota; Mortierellomycetes; Mortierellales; Mortierellaceae. Bases 1 to 858 code for a protein of 285 amino acids.
AUGAACAACAAGACCUGGCUCCUGCUUGCAAAUCAGACUGCACACAAGUACUGCACCGACAACGAUACCUGGAGCAUCAUUGGGCGGUCCGUGAAUGCGAAUAGGGCAAGUGGCUUCGCAGCUGCCACGGAUUCAUCGACCGGGCUUGUUUAUGUGAUGAACGGAUGGAUCGUCAAUGGAACAACCCCUAUACAGCAGUAUCAGCCGGCAAUCAACAGCAUCAACACCCAAGGUUACGGCUCUGACCAACAGCGCUACCGUCGUCUACAACCUAAACACCAACGUCUGGCAGUCGGAUUUUACAUCAUCAGGUCCCAGCCCAACCGCAACCGCACCUUCAGCAUCUCCCACUAUAUCCCUGCGAUCGUUCCAUCACCAGUAUCCGUCGGGACGAUCGUUGGAGGCGUCGCCGGAGGUCUUGCGGCUGUUGUAGCUGCUGCCGCAUUUCUGUUCUACCGGUGGAAGAGUCGAGACCAGCCCAAAGUACUCUCGAGUUCGAGUGACAGUCAAGUGACCGACGACCAGGACAGAUUGAAGCCAAGAAGCAGUGAAGCUUUUCAGAUGGAGCCGCUCAUGCCGCUUACUAGUCCACAGGAAGAACAAGGAUAUCAGGACCAGCAUGGGUUCCGUCCAAACAGUGGGACACAUAAUUCUGCGCCAGCGUAUUUGUAUCCGAAUACAUCCCCAGGAGGAUCAAGAGAUUAUGGUGCAGGAUAUUCAGGAGUAUCAGCAUCAGCAUCAGGAGCAGCAACAGGAGUUGAAUCUGAUGUAUUCAAGAGAUAUGACAUGAUUUAUCGAUCCAACGAGAUUAUAGUUACGCAGUCGUGGACCACAAACAAUCACACAGUGGGGGAAUAG